Molecule: messenger RNA, 765 nt
Organism: Penicillium concentricum
Lineage: Eukaryota; Fungi; Ascomycota; Eurotiomycetes; Eurotiales; Aspergillaceae
Exons: 1
Coding region: 1-765 (254 amino acids)
Source: RefSeq, a predicted model, not a curated record
AUGUUCUAUCAAGACUAUCUUCCUUCGGCGCCAAAAUAUGAGUUCAAGGGAGUUCAGGAUUGUCUCCGGAUUUUAGAGCAAGAGCCAUAUGAGUAUAUCAUUUUUACUAUGGAUGAAGGUUCCUUCCUCAAUUAUUUUUUGAAUUCCGAAGAACAACUACUUGAAGGAUGGGAAAGUUAUGAUCCUGCUGUCAAUCAACUACUCAUCAGAAUGCCUAGCGGACCACAUGAAGUAGCAGUUACUGCUUUCGACGGACUAUUCCGCAGGUGGAAUGGAGAUGGGGAUGACAAUUAUCCGCUUAUUUCUACAGCUUCACGUACAGUGAGAGGACCUUUGGGAAAAUCCAAAAGUCCAGAUUACUCGUGGACUCCGAUGCAUUCCAACCGCGACACGAAAUGGCCUAGCAUAGUGGUGGAGUGUAUAUGGUCGGAGCCACGGGCAAAGGCUGCGAAUGAUAUGAGAUUCUGGCUUACAGAAAGCGGAGGAAAGGUUAAGCUGGCCCUCACAAUAACAGUCCAUAACCGUGGGCGGAUUCUCAUUGAACAAUGGGAGAUGAAAGGGCGACGCGCAACCCCUGUGCAAAGGAUUGAUAUCGUUCGAAAGCCAGUGGCAACCCGCAAAAAGGUAGAAGGGCAUAUGCACCUUGCCUUUGAAGAUAUCAAUGAUCGGCCUAAACGAAAGAAGUCAGACAAAGACUUCAUUUUAACUGCCAAGGACAUGGAAACCAUCGCGAAACAAGUUUGGCUUAUACUGGACGAAGCUUAG